CUUCGCAGGCGGUUGCAUAAAAGGGCUGCGGGAAAGUCUUGUAGAGCUAAAGAGGUCUAGACGUGGCCCUGGACAAAAUUAUCUCUUGGGCAAAGUGGGCUGAAGGAACAGUCCUAUGAAUUUGAUUGAAAAGGCGUUUGGAGAUCCACAAGACUACCUGGACCCAUUUAGAGUUGCAUUACAGGGCAGAGGAAGGAUGGAGACCCAACCUUCAGGAAGUGAAUUAACUGGAAAAGGCCCUCCUGCUGUUUAGCCUGGGAGCUGUGGGGAGUUCUGGGCAAGAACUGGGCAGAAGAUCCUGGGGGAGGAAACCAUCCGUUCAGUAGGACAGUCCUGGAACUUCAGGAGCGUCCAAUAUCAGGUGACUGAGGGUCCCCGAGGACUUUGCAGCCAACUCCACUACUUUUGCAGUCGAUGGUUGAGACCGGACAAGCACACAAAAGCACAGAUGCUGGACCUGGUUGUUCUGGAGCAGUUCCUGGCCCUUCUGCCCCUGCAGAUGGAGAGCUGGGUGCGUGAGUGUGGGGCAGAGACCAGCUCCCAGGCGGUGGCCCUGGUGGAAGGCUUCCUCCUGAGCCAGGCAGAGGAGCAGAAGGAGCAGUCCUUUGCUGUGGAUAUCGGUGAUGCUGAGGGAAGGAGGAAUCGAUCAAAUCCCCCUCAGGAGCUGUUUUUCAGGAGUUUCUCUCAGGAAGAUCCAAAUCAGGACACCUCAGGAGGUAAUAUUGGGCAGGAGAAUAAAGAUUCCAGUGAACUAUCCCAAAUAGUUCACUGGCAUGGAGAUGAAACGGAGAAGCCCGCAAUUCAAAUGGAACUAGGAAGGCAUGAGAGAAGCCAGUCAAAUCAUUGGAAUACGGAAAGCUGAUCUGCCAUUCAUGCUCAGAUGCAAGUCAUCUUGCCCAUCAAGGAAAACUAAAGAAAAAGUAUAUUGGGAAAAGUGUAGAACUAUUCAAAGACAAACUACAUGUCAAUGAACACUAUCCAACCCAAACCAAAGGAGAUUAUAUAUGCUGAGAGAAUGGUAAACAUUACAAUUGGACUUUUACUCUUCCUAAAGAAAAUGGGUCCCUUAUAUCUUAUAAAAGGAUCCACACAGGGGAGAAGCCAUAUAAAUGCAUGGAGUGUGGAAAGAACUUUUGUAAAAACGGGUCUCUUACGAUUCAUAAAAGGAUCCACACGGGGAGAAGCAAUUUAAAGGCAUGGACUGUGGAAGGGGCUUCAGCCAGCGCAGUCAUCUUAUUUCACCUAAAAGGAUCCACACAGGGGAGAAGCCAUAUAAAUGCAGUGAGUGUAGAGCUUCAGUCACAGUGUUUCCCUUACUUACCAUAACAGGAUCCACACAGGGGAGAAGCCAUGUAAGUGCAUGAAGUGUGGAAAAAGUUUCUGUGACAAUACGCCCCUGAUUUGACAUAAAAGGAUCCACACAGGGGAGAAGCCGUAUAAAUGUAUGGUGAGUGGAAAGGGCUUCAGCCAACACAGUAAUCUUACUUCCUAUAAAAGGAUCCAUGCAGGAAAGAGCUUCAGGAGGAGGAGUGACCUAAUUUUCCAUACCCAGUUCCAUUUGGGUGAGAAUCCAUGUAAAUUCUAGAUUUAGUUGGUUAAAUCUAUGUGAUUCCUAUUUAUGUAUACUGACUAGGAAAGCAAGUGUUUUCCUCACAACUGGCAGCCCCAGAGAGAUGAAUUUACCCAUGAAAAUAAAAGCAGUGUGCACAUGCUUUUUCAAUCAUGAACUGUGGUUUUUGAAGGUACUGUCAUUUGAAGAUGGUGAAUGCUAUUGCCCCUCAAUAAGAGGAAUUUUUUUCCCUUAAGUUUACAUUUAUUCCAGAUGCAGUUGGGGGACAAACCCAAGCAAAUAGCCAUUUUUGGCAUCUCAGAUUCUGGGGUAUGCAAUUUUUUGAAGAUGUUGUCUUGUUGGAAAGAAAUCUAACCUGAGUCCGUCCUGAGCUGGGAAUGAAGAAACGCAGGCAGUUGUUUGAACAGAGGUUGUUGCUUUAUUGUCCAAGAGCGAGAGAUACAGAGAAAUCAGCUGUCGCAGGUGGCCGCACUUGUAUUCCCCCACCAACUCCUUAUAUAGGGUCACAGGUCUUUUGUUAGUAAAAAGGAGUGCCAAAGAGGAGUUUUUGUCUUUGUCUUAGCCAGGAUCUCACUUACUCAGUUUCCUUUUGAGACUUCUGAAUGAGUGUAAUUGAUCAAACAGAGGCAUUCCUGUGGUGGCGCCCCCUGUUGUUUUGCAGUUUUCUUGCUCUUUGGACAAUUAGGCUCUCUGCAAGGCCGUGGGUUUUGCCCAUUGGGUUUAGAUCGUUAUUCUAAGGGGAAGCUCCUUUUCCUUUACUUAUGCUAAGGUGUUACCUCUCUGCCUUUGUUCUCUCCAUUUCCUGUCCUGAUCGACUUAUGGGGAAAUUUGAUUAACAGGAGGUUUCUUUAUGGGCAUAUGUUGGUAUUAUCUU
Candoia aspera is the source of this 2444-nucleotide messenger RNA. Its product is annotated as zinc finger protein 496-like. The record is from RefSeq and is a predicted model, not a curated record. The coding region runs from base 449 to 862 and encodes 137 amino acids. The transcript has 4 exons. NCBI's taxonomy places the organism in Eukaryota, Metazoa, Chordata, Lepidosauria, Squamata, Candoiidae.